AUGAAGAUGCUGAUGUGUGACCGCGGCGUCCAGAUGCUCGUGACGACAGUGGGCGCGUUCGCCGCCUUCAGCCUCAUGACCAUCGCCGUGGGCACCGACUACUGGCUGUACUCGCGUGGGGUCUGCCGCGUGAAGAGCAGCGGAGACAACGACACUAGCCGCAAGAACGAAGAGGUGAUGACGCACUCCGGCCUCUGGCGGACCUGCUGUCUGGAAGGAACCUUCCGAGGCGUGUGUAAGAAGAUUGAUCACUUUCCAGAGGAUGCUGACUAUGAGGCGGAUGCUGCUGAAUACCUGCUGCGUGCAGUGCGUGCCUCCAGUAUCUUCCCCAUCAUGAGUGUGGGUUUGCUGUUCUUGGGAGGACUCUGUGUAGCCGCCAGUGAGUUUUACCGCAGCCGACACAACGUCAUCCUCAGCGCUGGAAUCUUCUUUGUCUCCGCAGGCCUCAGUAACAUCAUUGGAAUUAUUGUCUAUAUUUCGGCCAACUCGGGCGAUCCGGGCCAAAGCGACAGCAAGAAGUCCUACUCCUACGGCUGGUCGUUCUACUUCGGGGCUCUAUCUUUCAUAAUGGCUGAAAUGGUAGGAGUGCUGGCCGUGCACAUGUUCAUCGAGAAGCACCGCAAACAGCGGGCCAAAUCCCGCACCGAGCUCAUCAAGAAGUCCGCCUUCAGCCGCAUCCCCUCCUAUCGUUACCGCUUCCGGCGCCGCUCCAGCGUCCGCUCGUCGGAGGUUCCCAGUCGCGAUGCCUCGCCUUUGGGGAAAAUCGGCUACACAGGGCCCGGCGCCUCAGAGAUGCCGAUGUACACGCUAAACCCACGCGAGGCCGGCAACGCCGCCACCAAAUCCGGCCUUGGCGGGCUGCUCAACUCUGAGAGGGAUUUCCUCCAGAGUAGCACGCUCACUAAAGACUACACAAAGGACCCCAACCGCAGGACCACACCUGUCUGA
Molecule: messenger RNA, 948 nt
Organism: Nerophis lumbriciformis (worm pipefish)
Lineage: Eukaryota; Metazoa; Chordata; Actinopteri; Syngnathiformes; Syngnathidae
Source: RefSeq, a predicted model, not a curated record